Molecule: messenger RNA, 7326 nt
Organism: Symbiodinium necroappetens
Lineage: Eukaryota; Dinophyceae; Suessiales; Symbiodiniaceae
Source: the annotation of a GenBank genome assembly
AUGCUCGCCCUGGGCGACCCCCGCCGGAUCACCAACCGCAUGAUCUUCGCCUCGCCCGCCGUCCAGCACCUCCUGCCCGCGAUGAACGGCCAGAAGGACGUGGACACGAUCGUCGCCGAGAUCGGCCGGGGCCUCACCCGCGAGACGCUCGAGCAGCUCAUCAGCCAGCUCGACACCGCCGGCCUGCUCGAGGGCCCGAACUUCGACAAGAUCGUCGAGGAGAUGAAAGCGGAGUUCGACAAGACGGAGAACCUCCCGCCCGCGUCCACCGCGAUGUUCGCCGACGCGCUUGUUGCGCAGGCGGUCGGCGAGGGCGUGACCGAGGCGCAGAAGAAGGAGCAGGGGGGCGAGAAGCUCGCCGAGGCCUUCGAGGCCUGGAUCGCCCAGUCGCUCAAGCCCGUCGAGGACCCGAGCUUCGACAAGCUCCCCCGCGCCAUCUUCGUCCCGCACCUGGACUACCCCCGCGGGUGGCACAACUACUCCCAGGCGUACGGCCGCCUCCGCGUGGUCGACCGCCCGACGCGCAUCGUCAUCCUGGGCACGAAUCACUUCGGCAUGGGCACGGGCGUCGUCGGCUGCGACAAGGGCUACGAGACCCCCCUCGGCGCUUGCCCGCUCGACGAGGACUUCCUCGUCCUGCUCAAGGGCAAGCUCGGCGAUGAGAACUCCGAGAAAUUCCUCGCCAACCGCUACGACCACGAGCGCGAGCACUCCAUCGAGCUGCACAUCCCGUGGAUCCAGCACAUUUUCGGCGCGGACGCCUCCGGCAACCACAUCCCCGUCUUCUCCGCGCUCGUGCACGACCCGAUGCGCAACAACGGCGAGUCGUACGACGGCUCAGGCCUCGCGCUGGAGCCCUUCGUCGAAGCGCUCCGCGAGACCAUCGCCGAGUCCGACGGCAACACCCUCAUCGUCGCGAGCGCCGACCUCUCGCACGUCGGCCCCGCCUUCGGCGAUCAGGUCAAGAUCUCCGCGAAGGACGAGGACGAGAACGCCAAGGAGUUCCGCGACAAGGUCAUCAAGCACGACCAGGACAUGCUCAAGCUCGUCGCCGAGGGCAAGGGCCCCGAGCUCGUCAGCUCGCUCGCCUGGCAGCAGAACCCCACCCGCUGGUGCUCCGUCGGCAACAUCGUCGCCACGAUCAUGGCCACCGAGGCCGAGCAGGUCCGCCUGCUCUCCUACGCCGGCGCCGGCGACCAGAACUCCGGCUCGAUGGUCACCUCCUUCGCGGGCGUCAUCGCCCAGCCCGCGAAGAUCCGCGCCGGCGGCGCGCCCGUCGCCAUCGCCUCCGGCAACGGCCGGAGCGCCACCAAACGCGCCUACGAGCUGCUCCGCGAGGGCGCGGACACGCUCGACGCCAUCGUCGCCGGCGUGAAGAUCGUCGAGGACGACCCGAACGACAUGACCGUCGGCUACGGCGGUCUGCCCAACGAGGACUGCGUCGUCCAGCUCGACUCCUCCGUCAUGCACGGCCCCACGCACCGCGCGGGCGCCGUCGCGUGCCUGGAGAACAUCAAGAACCCCGCCGCCGUGGCGCGCGAGGUCGCGCGGCGCACCGACCACUGCAUCAUCGUCGGCGCCGGUGCGCUCCAAUUCGCCAAGCAGCUCGGCUUCAAGGAAGAGAACCUGCUCACCGAGAAGGCCCGCCAGGCGUGGCUCCGCUGGCGCACUCGCCUCAACAAGGACGACGACUGGCUCGACGACGACCAGCUCGACAUCCCCCUCGAGCCGGGCCAGGAGAUCAGCUUCGACGCCAACGGCGUCCCGCACACCUACGGCACCAUCCACUGCUCCGCGCUGGACGCCAACGGCGACCUCUCGGGCUGCACCACGACCUCCGGCCUCUCCUGGAAGAUCCCCGGCCGCAUCGGGGACUCGCCCAUCAUCGGCGCGGGCUGCUACACGGACAACGCCGUCGGCAGCGCCGGCGCGACCGGCCGGGGAGAAGCCGUCAUCCAGGUCUGCGGCGCGCACUCGGUCGUGUCGCGCAUGGAAGCGGGGGACACGCCCGAGGAGGCGUGCCUCCACGUCCUCAAGAAGAUCGCGGACAAAACCAAAGUCAAGCGUCUGCAAAACGCGCACGGAGAGCCGAACUUCAACGUCACCCUCUACGCCCUGCGCAAAGACGGGAUGUUCGGCAGCGCCUGCCUCCGCAAGGGCGGCUCGUUCGCCGUGACCGACGCCGAGGGCACGCGCCGGAUCACGCUCCUCCCAGACUUCGGCGAAGCGGGUCAGGCGAAACUCGCGGGCGCGCACGCCGCGAUCGUCGGCGUCGGCGCGCUGGGCACGACCAGCGCCCAGCUCCUCGCCCGCGCGGGCGUCGGCCGCGUCACCGUCAUCGACCGCGACGUCGUCGAGCCGACCAACCUCCAGCGCCAGACGCUCUACACCGAGGCCGACGCGACCCAGGGUGUGCCGAAGGCCAUCGCCGCGGAGCGCGCCCUCCGCGCGAUGAACUCCGAGAUCGAGAUCGUCGCGCACGCCGCGGACUUCACCAGCGCCAACGCCGCGAAGCUCCUCGGCUUCGGGUCGGAUGCGCCGCCGCACGUCCUUAUCGACGGCACGGACAAUCUCCACACCCGCUACCUGCUCAACGACCUCGCGAUCCGCGAGGACGUCCCGUACGCCUACGCCGGCGCGGUGGGCACGAAGGGGAUGCUCCUGACCGUCCUCCCGGGCGAGACGCCCUGCCUGCGCUGCCUCUUCCCCGACCUGCCCGACCCCGGGACCGUCGCCACCUGCGACACCGCCGGCGUGCUCGGGCCGCUCGUGGCCGCCGUCGCCUCCCUCCAGGCGGCCGAGGCGCUGAAGAUCCUGCUGGGACGAACCGACCUCGUCGCGCGCACGAUGCGGUCGUUCGAUCCCUGGGAGAACACGUGGCGCGAGAUCGAUCUCUCGUCCUCCCGCGACCCCGCGUGCCCGUGCUGCAGUUUGCGGAAAUUCGAGUUCGCGGACGGUGCCGUUGAAAUCCCCGGAGCGAAGCUCUGCGGGCGCAACGCCGUGCAGAUCGCCCCGCCAACGGUCGGCCGAUCGAUCGAUCUCUCGGUGAUGGAAUCCAAACUCCGCCCGCUGGGCGAGGUGACGGCGAACGCGUUCCUGCUCCGCUGCGCCCUCCGCGACGAGCCCCUCGAGCUCACCCUCUUCCCGGACGGACGCGCGAUCAUCGCCGGGACCGAGGACGAAUCCCGGGCCCGCUCGGUCUACGCGAAGUACGUCGGACUAGCACCUCAAGCUAGCGCGUCUACCAAUUCCGCCACCCGAGCAGGGUGUUUCCGGCCGCGUCGCCUGGGGUGCGUCUGGGCCGAGACGCGGAAACGUAGCAGAUGCUCCGCCCGAUUUCCAGCCCGCACAGUCUCAAGCCCGCUCCGGCCCGCUAUCCUCCCCCCGAUGCCCCCGAACGCGACCGAACCCCCGCGCGACGCCGUCGUCCUGCUCUCCGGCGGCCUCGACUCCGCCACCUGCCUCGCCAUCGCCCGCGAACGCGGCCGGCGCGUCCACUGCCUCAGUUUCAACUACGGCCAGCGCCACACCUUCGAGCUCGAGGCCGCCAGACGCAUCGCCCUCCACCUCGGCGCCGAAAGCCACCAGACCGCCACGAUCGACCUCCGCGCCUUCGGCGGCUCGGCCCUCACGAGCGACACGCUCGACGUCCCCAAGGACCGCGAGCCGGCGGACGACAUCCCCAUCACCUACGUCCCCGCGCGCAACACCAUCUUCCUCGCCUACGCCCUCGCCCUCGCGGAAGUCACGGACGCCGCGGAGAUCUACAUCGGCGUCAACGCGAUCGACUACUCCGGCUACCCGGACUGCCGCCCCGCGUUCAUCGAGGCGUUCCAGCGCACCGCCGACCUCGCCACCCGCGCGGGCGUCGAGCACCACGGCCCGCGCAUCGAGACGCCGCUCAUCGAGCUGACCAAGGCGCAGAUCAUCGAAAAUGGCCUCGCCCUGGGUGUCGACUACGCCAUGACGCACUCGUGCUACGACCCGGACCCCACCGGCCGCCCCUGCGAGCACUGCGACGCCUGCGUGCUCCGCAUGCGGGCCUUCGAGUCGCUCGGCAUGACGGUAGUGCGCGUCCAUCGCGAGCCAGCGCACGCACUCGGCCGCCUCCUCCGGCGUGCCGGAGCGACCGACCGGGACGCGCUUGAGGUACGCCUCGCGGGUUUCCUCCUGGUCCUCGUCCCCCUCGUCGGGCCACUCCACGACGCCCGGCGCCACGCCGUUGACGCGGACCUUCGGCGCGAGCUCCCGCGCGAGCGUCCGCACCAUUUCCAGCAGCGCGGCCUUGCUCAUCGAGUAGGCGCUGAAGCCUUUGCGCGGGCGGCCCAUAACGUGGAUGUCCACCAUCGCAACGACCGACGCGCCGUGCGCCAGCACGGAACGAUCCAGAUUGGGGCGGAACGCCUUCGUGAUGAGCAGCGGGGCGAGCGCGUUGAUAUUGAAUUGCGCGAGCGCGAACGCCGGCGUCACCUCACCGAGCGGGCUCGGGGCGUACACCGACGCGUUGUGCACCAGCACGUCGAGCCGCCCGUGCUCGCUCGACAGCUUCCCCGCGAGCCGCGCGACGUUCCCCGGGUCGUCGAGCGGGAGCGAGCUGAUCGUGCACGACCGCCCCAUCGACUCGACCUCGGCCCUGAGGACGUCGCCCGCCCGACGCGCUUCGCGCCGCCGGUCACCAUCGCGAGGGGGGCGGGGUCAGUCACGGCGCGCGUCGCCUUCGUCGUCGAUGGGCUCGGCCCGCUGCCCGGCGACGGACCACGGGCUCUCCACCGGGCCGCGCUCCGGCGCGUUCUUCUCGUCGCGGGCCGCGGAGCGUCGGUGCGCGAUGCGCAGCACCGUGAUCCCGAUCAGCCCGAGCAGCGCGAGCAGGAUGGCCGCGAGCACCGCGAGCAUCACGCGGGCCUUCCCCUCGGCCGGGAGUUCCUCGGCGGGGGCGGCGGUCGAGAGGACGUUGAAGAGGUUUUGCACGAAUCGGGCGAGCGGCGCGUCACCGAUGGUCGAGACAACCAUAUCGUUCAUCGGCCACAGGAUUUCCCCCUCCGCGUUUUCGGACUUCCGGGACGCGGGAACACGACGGCCCGCCCGUCGGUUGACAUUCAGGACGCGUGCCGGCGCGACGGUCUUCAGGACGCCCGGCCAAGCCAUGGAAGGAUGCACUCCGUGCGAUACAUCUCGACGCUGCUCGCCGCCUCGCUCGCUCUCCUCGCCUCCGCCGCGCCGCACGCCGACGCGAACGGGGCCUCCGAGGGGGCGAACAACGCCGUCCUCUGGACGGAGGCGAUCCGGGGCACAAGCCUCGACCCGCUCUCGCUCUUCGAGGCGCAGGAGAUCCCCGAGACCCUCCGCGACGACGUCGACCGCUUCCGCAACAACAUCGCCCAGCGCGAACGCGACCGGGAAGCCCGGAUCGCCGAGGUUCACGACGAGCUCGACGAGCACCUCGAAGCCGGCGAGAUCAAGCUCGCGCUCAACAGCGCGAUCGAGCUCGAGGCCCUCUCGCUCGAUUCGGCGAAGCUCCUCGAGAGCGAGGCCAUCGCCGGCCUCGUCAAGAAGGCCGAGGCCGCCGCGCACGACGCGGAAAACGAGGAACGCUGGCUCGACGCCCACGGGCUCUUCUACCGCCUGAACCUGCUCUACUCGGACUCGGACCGCUACGACGACGACGCGGAGCGCCUCGCGAAGCGCCUCAUCCUGCUCGGGCUCUACACGCCGCGCCGGCUCCACGAGCUGAACAACGCCGCCCGCCUCGCCGAGGGCGAGGACGAGCUCCCCCCCUUCAACGACUCGACGGACGACUGGUCCGAGCGGCUCAAGGGCAUCGAGGACGUCACCAUCCUCCGCGCCAUCCUCCAGGCCGAGAACAAGCACAUCAACCGCACGUCGUUCGCCAAGAUGGCCCACGGCGGGCUCGAGUCCCUCCGCCUGCUCGCGACGACCUCGGACCUCGCCUCCGUCUUCCCGAGCAUCGUCGACGAGCAGAAGCGCGCCGAAUUCAUCGCCUUCAUCGACGAGGCCGAGCGCGAGCUCGACGAGGCCGCCGCCCGGUUCGAUUUCGGCGACACGCGGCGCAUGCUCCGCCAGCUCCGCAGCACCAACCGGCGCACGAUCGACGUGCCGGACAUCGUGCUGCUCCACGAGUUCGGCAACGGCGCGAUCGGCGAGCUCGACGAGUUCUCCUCGCUCGUCUGGCCCUACGAGACCGAGCGCCUGAGCCGAACGACCGAGGGCAACUUCAAGGGCGUCGGCAUCCAGAUCCAGCUCGACGAGCAGCAGCAGCUCAAGGUGGUCGCGCCGCUCUUCGGCACCCCCGCCUACCGAGCCGGCAUCAAGCCGGAUGAUUUCAUCCGAAAGAUCGACGGCGAGUCCACCCAGGGCAUCACCGUCAGCCAGUCCAUCGAACGCAUCACCGGCGAGCAGGGCACGACCGUCACCCUCUCCAUCGAGCGCGAGGGCGUCGAGGGCCUGCUCGACUUCGACAUCGAACGCGACGUCAUUGACAUCCACACCGUCCGCGGCUGGGAACGCUCCGGCCCGGACGAGGAAGACUGGGACUGGUUCAUCGACCCCGAGAGCCACAUCGGCUACAUCCGCCUGAUGGAGUUCGGCAAGGACUCCUCCGCCGAGAUCCUCCGCGCCGUCCAGGACAUGAAGCAGGACGGCCUCGAGGGGCUCAUCCUCGACCUCCGCUACAACCGCGGCGGCCUGCUCGACGAGGCCGUCGAAAUCGUCGGCUUCUGGGAAGAGUCCGCCAUCGUCGUGACGCAGGAAGACGCGGUCGGCGAGGUGCAGGCCAAGCAGCGCACCCGCGGGCGAAUGGGCCUGCUCCAGGACGUGCCCACCGCCGUGCUCAUUUCGGGCGGCUCCGCGUCCGCGUCCGAGAUCGUCGCCGGCGCCCUGCAGGACUACGGCAAGGCCCUCGUCGUCGGCGAGCGCUCCUACGGCAAGGGUUCCGUGCAGGUCGUCUUCUCGCUCGGCGGCGAUUCGCUCUUCCGCCUCACGACGCAGUACUACCGCCUCCCCGGCGGUCGCCUCAUUCACCGCUCCCUCGAUCACGAGGACGGCAGCUGGGGCGUCGAGCCGGACGUGGCCGUCGAGAUCCUGCCCGAGCAGCUGGGCGACGCCCUCACGACCCGCCAGCAGGCGGACAUCGUCGAGUUCGACGCCGACGGCAACGUGAUCGACAACCCCGACCGCCCGCGCCCCGAGGCCCUCAUCACCGAGGGCAUCGACCCGCAGCUCGAAGCGGCGCUGCUCCUUCUGCAGACCAAGGUCACGCCCUUCCGCUCCGAGGUCGUCGAGGCGCCCGCCGAGGUCGUGACGCAGUAA